Messenger RNA from Knipowitschia caucasica, 438 nucleotides. The record is from the annotation of a GenBank genome assembly. Lineage: Eukaryota; Metazoa; Chordata; Actinopteri; Gobiiformes; Gobiidae.
AUGACUGAUAUAUCUCCGGGCGAUAACUGGAUCGAUCUACAUCCUGUGUUUCGUGAAAUGAAAAGCCUUGGGAUCGAGGACAGCGCUCAGAUCCACGCCGCCUUCCUCGCGUAUAUGGACCUGACUGAGGUUCGUCACUGGAAAGAGGUGUCCUGUCUCAAGAGCUCGGAGCUGCAGGUGGUUUUACUGGAGGCACAGGAGAAAGACGGAGGACCUGUGCACACUGUGCUUCCGCUGCCUGACCAUCAGGCCAUCACCCACAACACCAUCCGCUGUGUGCUGGAUAGAGGAUUUCCCAUGCUGCUUUGCGCUGUGGCAUCAGACUCCACUCUCGUCUACCAGAAGGUCUGUGAUGGUCUGGUGACACCGGAGCCCCCCGCUGGACCCUUCCAGGACGUGGGGAGGCAGCACCGGAAGAGGAAGCACCACCCACAAUAA